Molecule: messenger RNA, 1536 nt
Organism: Sphaeroforma arctica JP610
Lineage: Eukaryota; Ichthyosporea; Ichthyophonida
Exons: 8
Coding region: 1-1536 (511 amino acids)
Biological process (GO): protein import into nucleus
Cellular component (GO): nuclear envelope; cytosol
Source: RefSeq, a predicted model, not a curated record
AUGACCGUUGACAUCCUGAGCACCAUCUUCGAUCUCGCCGGAGCCACGGAGCAGUAUCACCUGGUCACAGCGGCAAUAGAGCAGAUCACACCCUUACUCGCCCAGUUCAUAACCCCAACGACACCCCCUAUGUACACGUACAAGUUGAGACGUGCGGCAAUAUCGUGUGCGGGUAGGUUAGCUAUACAGCAUGCCAAGACCUGUAGUGCGUUGCUGCUUAAUACAUUGCUGCCAGCGGUGUGCCAGGCAAUGGAGGAAGCGUCUGCCGUGUAUGUCAAAGCUGUGGUGUUGGGCGAGGGAGAAGAAACCGACACUAGCGGCGACGACGGGGAAUGCGGUAGCACAGAAUUGCUGUGUGCUGGCAUCGAGGUGUUGGUUAACGUCACCUGUGUGCCGACAUACAAGAAGUUCUUAAAGACCAACCAAGGAAAUCUGUCGUACUUGGUGCUGGGGUGCAUGCAGAUGACGGAGGAACAGCACGAUACAUGGGGAGAUGAUGUCAACGCAUUCCUGGCUGACGAUUCGGAGGAAUCGAUGUCCAACACAGUUAGAAAUCUCUGUAUCGGCCUGAUCUCCGCCAUGAUGGAAGCUCUCCCUAGGUCCACCAUUGUGAGCUUGUUCACCAGCACAAGCAAACGGCUACAGGAGUCACAGGCCAUGCGCAUGGCUCCGGGCGGUAGCAACGAUAAGCUGUGGUGGCGCAUAGCGGAGGGCGCGUUACUGGGGCUUGGCAGCGUGGGGAAUAUCAUCCAGGACGAAAAUUUGCACAAGAGCAUGGCCUCGGUAGACAUCAACGCCAUAGUACAGUCUGUAUUUGCGGAAUCUCUCACACAGAACAAUGUACCGUAUCUGAUUGGGCGCACGCUGUGGUUUGCGGGACAGUUUUCGUUUGCUCUGAAUGCCGGCACACACACGCUGGUGGUAUCCCACAGUGCCACCGCACUCGGGGGUGACUUCCCCAUGCCCGUGCGUAUCCUCGCACUCCGCACGGCCAAGUCUGUGUGCGAGGACAGCGGCAAACACACCGACACGCUCAAACAAACACUGCUACCAGCCCUCUACGCCACACUGCCGGCGCUACUGCCCGUGGCGACUGAAGAGCUGCUGCUGCUGGUGUUGGAUCUGUUGGCACUGGCGAUUCCUAUAGACGCUCAACUGGCAGCCAAAUACGAGGAUAAGCUGUGCCCCAUGGUCGUGGCGGUGUGGAUCAAAUUCGCCAACGAUCCCGUCCUGUGCACCUACAUAUCGGACGUGUACCUGUCGCUGUCUCAGACACCUUGCCUGCCCAAUCUCAUCCGGCGCUCGCUCUCUCCCAUUGUGUCCGUGCUCAGCAUGGCCGAGGGCCAAGUUCUUCCAGGCAUGCAGGCCAGUGCUGUGGACUUCCUUACCACCAAUGUGCGCGCAUGCUCCACGCCCAUUCCCGAUGUCUUGGUCUCGACUGCGCUUCCGGCACUCAUGAGCUUUCUGAAUCGAACAGAGGUAAGUGCGUUGCUUGGCAACGGAUCGGGAGUGCGACCGGGUGUUUUAGGGGUUUAG